Chenopodium quinoa (quinoa) is the source of this 1702-nucleotide messenger RNA. Its product is annotated as ankyrin repeat-containing protein BDA1-like. The transcript has 2 exons. Lineage: Eukaryota; Viridiplantae; Streptophyta; Magnoliopsida; Caryophyllales; Amaranthaceae. Gene Ontology annotation, molecular function: protein binding. The record is from RefSeq and is a predicted model, not a curated record. The coding region runs from base 152 to 1474 and encodes 440 amino acids.
GUCAAACUAUCCAACUAGCCUAAACUUUCCUUGUUAUCUUGACUUUCUUAUACUUGGUACCAAAGCUACUAUAAAACUUGUUCUAUGAACUAACCAAAAUGUACAACUUGCAUCUAAUUUAAAAGAGUAAAAUAGAAGAGAGGAAAAAAAAAUGGAAAUGGAGAAAAAGUUGUAUGAAGCUGCUUUUGAAGGAAAUGUGCCAAAUUUAAAAGCAUUAAUACAAGAAGAUCCCUUAAUACUUGAUAGAAUCUCAACAGCAUUCUUCCAAGACACCCCUUUACAUGUUGCAACCUUACGCGGGCGCCUCGAGUUUGUACAUGCUGUACUCAGCCACAACCCCCAGCUUGCGGCCGAGCCUGACUCGCUCGGCCACUUGCCCCUCCACGUCGCUUCCGCCAAGGGAAACGUGGAGAUCGUCCGUGAGCUUUUACGUGUGGGACCGAGUUCGUGCCUUGCUCGUACCAAGGAUGGGAAGUUGCCCCUUCACUUGGCUAUAAUGAAGGGGGUCAAGGUUGAGGUGUUGACCGAGUUGACUCGGGCGUGUCCCGAGUCAACUCGGUCGAGGGUGGAUGGAGGGUGUAGUAUUUUGCACUUAUGUGUGAGGUAUGAUAAUUUGGAUGCUUUAAAGGUGUUGGUUGAGAUGUUUAAAGGUCAAAGUGAUUGUAACGACUUGUUGAAUGAAAUAAAUGAUGAUGGUAAUACUGUCUUGCAUUUGGCUGCUUUACAUAAGAAUUUGGAGGUUACAAAAUACUUGUUAGAAACAACAAGUAUUGAACAAAAUGCAGUGAACAACAAUGGUCUUACAGCCUUAGAUUUGGUCGAAAACUCUCCUAAAGACUUCAAAGGACUCGAGCUACUCAAUCUUCUCCUUCGAUCCAACGUUCGAAAACCAACCACUAACACUCAACCAUCAAAAAUAAGCACCCAAGUAAACAAUGCAACCUCACAUUCUAAACCACCAAGCCCAAAAAAGUCAUGGAAAAGAUUUUUCACAUUCAAUGAUGAUAACACGAAACAUUUGGAAGAUAUGAAAGGCCAAAUAUUAAUUAUCGCGGCUAUUAUAGUCACGAUUAAUGCAUUGCCAAUUAUCUACUUGAAGGUAAAUGGACCUGAUAUACCUGACCAAUUCUCAAUAAACUCGGGUUCAUUCGUGCCUGCUGUAACGAUCAUAUUGUUACUAGUAAGUGGUUUACCCUUAAGAAACAAAUUUUGUGGUUGGCUUGUGAUACAGUUGAUGUAUAGUGCUAUCGGAUUUUUGGCACUGAAUUACAUUGGACAAAUGCUUUCAACUGAAAGUCGAUACUCAAAACUCGAUGUUGCUGUUAUUCUUAUGUUGAUUUGGUUUGGGUUGUUGAUUAUUGUUAGUGCACUUAAUAUCAUCCGGUUGAUUGUAUGGGUUGUAACGAGUAUCAAAAGGCGUAUAAAGCAAAGGAAAUCGCGUGGUAGAAGAGAGGAUGCAUUGUCAAAUGCUUGAGCAAGUGAAAUUUUCUAGCUAUUCCAGUUUCAUUUAAUUUGUUUGUUUAAUUUUAAGUUGCUCAAUUUUUCAUUGUUUGUUUGAUGUAACAAGGUUGGUGUAUGUAUGUAGAUUUAUUGAUUAGAGUGUUGCUAUUAAGCUAAGUGAUUGAACAAACCUUAAAGUAACGGUAAAAGUAUGAUAAGUUGUUGCUAAAAUUCAUUUGUUAAUGCAAAAUUUAUUACAUUA